This is a messenger RNA of Zalophus californianus (California sea lion), 2666 nucleotides long. It is a transcript of the gene ANAPC2, whose product is annotated as anaphase promoting complex subunit 2. Gene Ontology annotation, cellular component: anaphase-promoting complex. The record is from RefSeq and is a predicted model, not a curated record. Gene Ontology annotation, molecular function: ubiquitin protein ligase binding. The coding region runs from base 68 to 2575 and encodes 835 amino acids. The transcript is spliced from 13 exons. Gene Ontology annotation, biological process: ubiquitin-dependent protein catabolic process. NCBI's taxonomy places the organism in Eukaryota, Metazoa, Chordata, Mammalia, Carnivora, Otariidae.
CGCCUCUCGUGUGCGUCAUCGCGGCGCGCCGCGCCUGGUGGCUCUGGGAAGCUAGGGGCCCGCACAGAUGGCGGCGGCGGUGCGCGACGGCGACCCCGGGCCUGCACAGGAGCUGUUGGUGGCCUGGAACACCGUGAGCACCGGGCUGGUGCCGCCGGCCGCCUUGGGACUGGCGUCCUCCCGGACCAGCGGUGCGGUGCCGCCAAAGGAGGAGGAGCUCCGGGCGGCGGUGGAGGUUUUGAGGGGCCACGGUCUGCAUUCGGUCCUGGAGGAGUGGUUUGUGGAGGUGCUGCAGAACGACCUGCAGGCCAACAUCUCCCUCGAGUUCUGGAAUACCAUCUCCCAGCGUGAGAACUAUGCAGACGAGCCUCAGUGCCUUCUGCUUCUCCUUGACGCUUUCGGCCUGUUGGAGAGCCGGCUGGAUCCCUACCUGCAUAGUCUGGAGCUGCUGGAGAAAUGGACUCGCCUGGGCUUGCUGAUGGGCGCAGGCGCUCAGGGGCUGCGGGAAAAAGUCCACACCACGUUGCGGGGCGUCCUGUUCUUUUCCACUCCCAGAACCUUUCAGGAGAUGAUUCAGCGCCUCUACGGCCGCUUUUUGAGAGUGUACAUGCAGAGUAAGCGGAAGGGGGAAGGGGGCACAGACCCGGAACUGGAGGGAGAAUUGGACAGCAGGUACGCCCGGCGUCGGUACUACCGGCUUCUGCAGAGCCCGCUAUGUGCGGGAUGCGGCAGCGACAAACAGCAGUGCUGGUGCCGCCAGGCCCUGGAGCAGUUUCACCAGCUCAGCCAGGUCCUACACAGGCUCAGUCUGUUGGAGCGGGUCAGUGCCGAGGCUGUGACCACCACCCUGCACCAGGUGACCAGGGAGAGGAUGGAGGACCGUUGCCGAGGCGAGUAUGAGCGCUCCUUUCUGCGUGAGUUCCACAAGUGGAUCGAGAGGGUGGUGGGCUGGCUGGGCAAGGUAUUCCUGCAGGAUGGUCCAGCCAGGCCUGCAUCCCCUGAGGCUGGCAACACACUGCGUCGCUGGCGCUGCCACGUGCAGAGGUUCUUCUACCGAAUCUACGCCAGCCUACGCAUCGAGGAGCUCUUCAGCAUCAUCCGAGACUUCCCGGACUCGCGGCCAGCCAUCGAGGACCUCAAGUACUGUCUGGAGAGGACUGACCAGAGGCAGCAGCUGCUCCUGUCCCUCAAGGCUGCCCUGGAGACACGCCUCCUCCAUCCAGGUGUGAACACGUGCGACAUCAUCACCCUUUAUAUAUCUGCCAUCAAGGCCCUGCGUGUACUAGACCCAUCCAUGGUCAUUCUGGAGGUGGCCUGUGAGCCCAUUCGCCGCUACCUGAGGACACGGGAGGACACGGUGCGGCAGAUUGUGGCUGGGCUGACGGGGGACUCAGACGGGACAGGGGACUUGGCUGUUGAGCUGUCCAAGACAGAUCCGGCGAGUCUGGAGACAGGUCAGGACAGUGAGGAUGACUCUGGCGAGCCCGAGGACUGGGUCCCCGACCCCGUGGAUGCUGAUCCAGGGAAGUCCAGCUCCAAGCGGCGCUCCUCGGACAUCAUCAGCCUGCUGGUCAGCAUCUAUGGCAGCAAGGAUCUCUUCAUCAACGAGUACCGCUCGUUGCUAGCUGACCGCCUUCUGCACCAGUUCAGCUUCAGUCCUGAGCGGGAGAUCCGCAAUGUGGAGCUGCUGAAGCUGCGCUUUGGCGAGGCUCCGAUGCACUUCUGUGAGGUCAUGCUGAAGGACAUGGCGGAUUCCCGUCGCAUCAAUGCCAACAUCCGUGAGGAGGACGAGAAGCGGCCCGCAGAGGAGCAGCCGCCUUUUGGGGUCUAUGCCGUCAUCCUGUCCAGCGAGUUCUGGCCGCCCUUCAAGGACGAGAAGCUGGAGGUCCCCGAGGACAUCAGGGAGGCCCUUGAGGUCUACUGCAAGAAGUAUGAGAAGCUGAAGGCCAUGCGGACCCUCAGCUGGAAGCACACCCUGGGUCUGGUGACCAUGGACGUGGAGCUGGCCGACCGCACCCUGUCUGUGGCAGUGACUCCUGUGCAGGCGGUGGUCCUGCUGUACUUCCAGGACCAAGGGAGGCUCGGCCUCGCCCUGUGUGCCCAGUGCUCGCGGCUACUCCACACAGCCAGCUGGACCCUGGAGGAGCUGAGCAAGGUGGUGAAGAUGCCCGUGGCCCUGCUGCGGCGGCGCAUGUCGGUGUGGCUGCAGCAGGGCGUGCUGCGUGAGGAGCCUGCCGGGACCUUCUCUGUGGUGGAGGAAGAGCGGCCCCAGGACCGGGACAGCAUGGUGCUCAUCGACAGCGACGAGGAGAGCGACUCGGGCAUGGCCUCGCAGGCGGACCAGAAGGAGGAGGAGCUGCUGCUUUUCUGGACGUACAUCCAGGCCAUGCUGACCAACCUGGAGAGCCUCUCGCUGGAGCGCAUCUACAGCAUGCUCCGCAUGUUUGUGGUGACCGGCCCCGCGCUGGCCGAGAUUGACCUGCAGGAGCUGCAGGGCUUCCUGCAGAAGAAGGUGCGUGACCAGCAGCUGGUCUACUCGGCCGGCGUCUACCGCCUGCCCAAGAGCUGCAGCUGAUGCCCCCCACGGGGCCCUUCCCGCACCAUCCACCCCACCCACCCCCCGCCCCUGCCCAGCCCCCAGAGUGCAGAGUAAAGCAAAUGGUUCU